Hansenula anomala is the source of this 849-nucleotide messenger RNA. RefSeq lists its product as uncharacterized. Gene Ontology annotation, cellular component: COP9 signalosome. The coding region runs from base 1 to 849 and encodes 282 amino acids. Lineage: Eukaryota; Fungi; Ascomycota; Saccharomycetes; Phaffomycetales; Wickerhamomycetaceae. Gene Ontology annotation, molecular function: metallopeptidase activity; protein binding. The transcript has a single exon. The record is from RefSeq and is a predicted model, not a curated record.
AUGAGUGCCAAAAGAGUAGCAUUGCAUCCACUAGUGAUGCUCAACUUAUCAGACCAUUAUAUAAGACAUCAACAGCAGAGCACAGCUGUGGCAAAUGGCCGUUUGUUGGGAGUAUUACUAGGUAAUGAAGGUAAAGAUGGUUCUUUACAAUUGAUCAAUUCAUUUGAAUUUGCAUUUCAAGAUGACGGGGUUCCAGAUCUAAGCUAUUUACAAACAAGACUCGAACAACAAUCGGUGAUCCUACCUAACGAAUAUUUGGUUGGUGUUUAUGAAAUUAAACAAAAACAUGAAUUGAAACCAAGUGAUGAAAUUUUACAAUUACAUGAUUUACUAAAAGAGUAUAAUGUUGAUCUUGUAACGUUAGUUUUCAACCCUGAGCUUUCGUUGAAAAAAUUCACAAAUCAGAAGUUUGUCAAGAUAUAUGAUAAUCAAUUGAAUGAUUUAAAAUAUAGCGUUGAUACAAAAGAGGCUGAAAAAGUUGCAGUUGAUACAGUAUUGGAUGUUAAAGAUGUCGAAAAUGAGGAUGAAUUGAAUAAGGCCACUGAUCAAAUUGAAUCUCAAUCAUUUAUUUUAAAGACUUUGCACUCUAAGAUUGAACUAAUAUUGGAGUAUUUAACCAAAACAGAUCCGGCUUCAACCCCAGGUUAUUAUGAUAUUUUACGUCAAGUGAAUUCAUUCAUUUCCAAAGUGCAAUCUAAACAAAAUGACGAUAUAAAGACUAAAUUGAUUGAUUUGGAAACUGAUUAUAAUAUGUUGAUUUCCUUAGGGACGAUGAAUGAUACGAUAAAAGGGUUGGAUUCUAUUAAUUUGGAUUUGAAAAAAUAUGAUAGUCAACCUGUAACGGAAUAA